UACCCACAUAGAUAGAAGAGAAGCUGCAGAAGCAAUCGGACGGUAGCGGAAUCACGUAAUUGCCCUUACGCCGCUGCAACAACAAAUACUCUCAAUUCUAUUCCAUUGUUCAGCAUCUUCUUCUUCAUCUUUUUCGUCUUCAUUUCAUAUACGCGAACUCGUUCUUCUUUUUCUCAUUUUAGAUGGGAGUUCAACAACAUGAAGCACUUCCUGAAAAUAACGAGCCUGCUGAAAAUACUAAUGCCGAACCUGAUGGAAUUUCUUGUAAGAAAAGUAAUACCAUGCAAAUUUAUAGACAAGAUGUUGUGAAGAAUAAAAGCAGUGGCAUGAUUGGGAUUGUGACGGAAGUUAACGGUGAUUCGGAUUCAGAUUCAGAUUCAGAUAGCACUGAAGAUGAGAAUGAUAGUGAGGAUGAGGAUGGUGAUGUUGAGGAAGGGGAUGAAAGUAAUAAUGGGUGCAGAAGUUCUGAUACGAAUGAUGCUUCUGUGCAUGGUAAAACUGCUACUCUUCAGACUAAUGAGCUACGUGUGCUCUGGAUGGAUGAAUCUGAAUCCACACAGAAUUUCAAUGACGUAGAAGUUGUCGACCGUGGAUUUUUACAUGGCGAUUUUGUAGCUGCUGCCUCAUAUCCUACUGGACAAGUAGGUGUUGUGGUUGAUGUCAAUAUAUAUGUGGAUUUGCUUGCCCAGGAUGGAUCUAUAGUAAAAGAUGUCUCAUCAAAAGACUUAAAGCGUAUUAGGGAUUUCACUGUUGGUGAUUAUGUGGUGCUCGGCCCCUGGCUAGGCAGAGUUGAUGAUGUUUUGGAUAAUGUGACUGUCUUAUUUGAUGAUGGCUCAGUUUGUAAAGUCUCCAAAGCAGAUCCAAUGAAUCUUAAACCAAUUUCGAAGAAUAUGCUUGAAGAUGGGCAUUACCCUUAUUACCCAGGGCAACGUGUAAGGGCCAAGUCUUCAUCAAUCUUCAAGAUGGCUAGAUGGCUGUCUGGCUUGUGGAAAGCUAGUAGGUUAGAAGGUACUGUCACCAAUGUUACAGUUGGAUCAGUGUUUGUUUAUUGGAUAGCAUCUGCAGGUUAUGGGCCAUAUUCUUCUACAGCCCCAGCUGAGGAGCAGAGUCCAAAAAACUUGAAAUUGCUGUCUCGUUUUGCACAUGCAAAUUGGCAGUUGGGUGACUGGUGUCUCUUACCUUCAUCUGCAUUGCCAUCCUCUGUUUCCAUCAACAAAAACAAAUCAAAAUUGGAACAUAACGAAUCUUUCAACGUUGAAUUAGAUUCUAAUCAAACAGAAAGUGGGUGUGAUUCAGAAGAAGCUACUGUCGAGGAAUCAAAUGAGAAUAAGAAUGCUAUGGAUCUUGAUACAGUGGGUGCUAUGGAAGCAAAUGAUGGAAAUGAUAGAAAUAAUCCUUCGCGCGAAUCUAGCUCAUGUGGUAGUUCUAUCUCAGUAUCAAAGGACACUGUCCAUGAAGCUUGGCCUCUUCACCGCAAGAAAAUAAGGAAAGUUGUCAUUAGGAAAGAAAAGAGGGCCCGGAAGAAAGAGGAAAGCUUUGAAAAAGCUCUGUUGAUUGCCAACACAAGGACAAGACUUGAUGUUGCUUGGCAGGAUGGAACGGUUGAGCGUGAACUAGAUUCUACAAGUUUAAUUCCUAUAGAUAAUCCCGGUGAUCAUGAGUUUGUUUCAGAACAGUAUGUUGUAGAGAAGACCUCUGAUGAUGGUGAGGAUAAUUGUGAAACUAAGCGAGUUGGAGUCGUGAGAAGUGUUAAUGCCAAGGAGCGGACAGCUUGUGUGAGGUGGAUAAAACCAGUUGCCAGGGCAGAAGAUCCCCGAGAAUUUGACAAUGAGGAAAUUGUUAGUGUAUAUGAGCUAGAGGGCCAUCCAGAUUAUGAUUACUGCUAUGGUGACGUGGUUGUUAGACUAUCACCUGUGUCUGUCUGUUUAGAAGCUUCUGUUGACGUGUCUGUUGAGAAAUCGAAGCAGGAAAAUGAAGAAAGUGGAAUUAAAAAGGAAGCAAAAAUCCAAACUGGUACCCGUAAUAUAAAAAGUGCAUCCGCUGGUGAAGAUGGCGUGGAGUUCUCAGACCUCUCUUGGGUUGGAAAUAUAACUGGCCUUAGUAAUGGUGAUAUUGAAGUUACUUGGGCUGAUGGGAUGGUAUCGACGGUUGGGCCCCAAGCAAUCUAUGUGGUUGGUAGAGAUGACGACGACGAAUCACUUGCUGCAGGGAGCGAUCUAAGUGAUGCUGCAAGCUGGGAAACGGUUAAUGAUGAUGAAAUGGAAGUCCUAGAAGAUUCCAGAGAGGAUAUUAAGAGGGAAAAUGCAAGCAACGUUACUUCUGAAGCAGAAGAGGAUGUAGAGAAUGACAUUGGUAGGACCACAGCACUUUCUGUCCCCCUAGCAGCAAUUCGAUUUGUUACCAGACUUGCCACUGGAAUAUUCUCCAGGGCACAAAAGAACAUAGAUCCUGUUCACUUGCAGUCAAGCAGUGAAAUUGAAUGUCCGUCACCAGUAAAUGUUUGUGAGUCCAGUUCUCGGGAAUGUGUUGCCAUUGAUGGUGACAAUUCGGGCAGCAAGAGUUGUAAAAAUGAGGAAGCCUUUCUUCCAGAAGGAUCCGAUGUGGAAGCCUCCGAGACACUGUGCAGCUUGAAGAAUGAAAAUGCUCCUGCAAGUUGCAACGAUGAUGCUUGCAGUUUGAAACAUUUUGACAUGGUUACAGAUCCCUCAGACCAUUAUUUUAUUGGUGCAAAUGGACAGAGGAACAAUCGAAAAUGGUUUAAGAAGGUGCAACAAGAUUGGGGUAUACUACAAAAUAACCUUCCUGAGGAAAUCUUUGUACGAGUUUAUGAAGAUAGAAUGGAUCUUUUGAGAGCAGUUAUUGUAGGGCCAUUUGGGACCCCUUACCAAGAUGGUUUGUUUUUCUUUGAUUUUCACCUUCCUCCAGAGUAUCCUGAUGUUCCACCGUCAGCAUACUAUCAUUCAGGUGGUUGGCGUAUUAAUCCUAAUCUGUAUGAGGAAGGGAAGGUUUGCCUUAGCCUUCUAAAUACAUGGACAGGCAGAGGAAAUGAAGUUUGGGAUCCAAAAUCUUCUAGCAUCCUUCAAGUUCUAGUUUCACUACAAGGGUUAGUACUCAACUCCAAGCCUUACUUCAAUGAAGCUGGAUAUGAUAAGCAGACUGGAACAGCCGAAGGAGAGAAGAAUUCGUUGUCCUACAAUGAGAAUACAUUUUUACUGAACUGCAAGACCAUGAUGUAUCUUAUGCGGAAUCCCCCCAAGGAUUUUGAAGUGCUCAUCAAAGAACAUUUUAGGAAGCGUGGUCAUAACAUCCUAAAGGCUUGUGAUGCAUAUAUGAAAGGCUACUUGAUUGGCUCCUUGACUAGAGAUGCCUCUGUGAGUGACAAUAGCAGCCCUAAUUCAACCUCUGUUGGUUUCAAGUUGAUGUUAGCCAAGAUAGUGCCAAAGCUUUUCUUGUCACUUAGUGAGGUUGGAGCUGAUUGUGAGGAAUUUAAGCAUUUGAAAGAAUUGUAGCAAAGUAAAUACAUCACCUCCUUAAAAUUUGAAGGUACCAACAAGUGUAAAGGUUCUCAUGUGUCGUAUGUGUUUUGAUUUCUACAAUUUCUGAAUGUUUAAUAGACCAAUUCACUUCUAGGGGUUUGAAGGAAGAGAUUUGGUGGCAAAAACCCUUUUGAGAGAAGCAACCACUGACAGAGCAGGCUGAAUAGCCCUUUGAUUAUGAUCACUUGUAGAGGGGAGGCAAUGUUUUAUGUUCCAAACUUUUAUUUAUUUUUUAAUAUCGAGACAGACAACCAUCCAAAAAAGAAAUUCUGGACAGAGGAUGGGGGGUUGGAUUUUCUCAGAUGUUUGGUGAUUAAUGGUAUUGCACUGAUGGAUCAAGUCAUGUUUGUGCGGAUUUGGUGAAUUGAACUGAACAAAUAACCAAUUUUGUUUUUCUUCCUACUUCCCCCUUGCACCCACUCUUUACUCGUCCAUCCUAAUGGAUUCUGCGCUCUUAUUGGUGCGUUUUGGCAUUUUUGCUUUCAUUGUUUGGGAGUCCUGUGUUGUAACUUCUCUAUUCCUGGAUACUGUCAUUUUUUAUUGAAAAAAAAUACAAAAUACCAGUGUAACCGAAGUAGGACAUGAUCUAGGAGCACUCCACAUGCUAUAAAUCCAUUAAUUCAAUGACUGUUGAAAAGUGGUA
Messenger RNA from Cicer arietinum (chickpea), 4179 nucleotides. RefSeq names its product probable ubiquitin-conjugating enzyme E2 23. Lineage: Eukaryota; Viridiplantae; Streptophyta; Magnoliopsida; Fabales; Fabaceae. Gene Ontology annotation, molecular function: ubiquitin conjugating enzyme activity. The record is from RefSeq and is a predicted model, not a curated record.